Messenger RNA from Caenorhabditis briggsae, 732 nucleotides. The transcript is spliced from 4 exons. Gene Ontology annotation, cellular component: cytoplasm. Lineage: Eukaryota; Metazoa; Nematoda; Chromadorea; Rhabditida; Rhabditidae. The coding region runs from base 1 to 732 and encodes 243 amino acids. The record is from RefSeq and is a predicted model, not a curated record.
AUGUUCGACGAGGCAAAGGCGUUUGUUUUGUCCCGUCCUCUGACCUUUUUGGCAUCGGCUGGAGCAGUUUAUGUGGCCUUUAAAAUCAAGAAGUUCUUCACUCUUCCGUCCAUCAAACCGAAGCCAGGAAUCCACAAAUUCGAUUACAAACCUGACACCGUCUAUAUCUAUCAGUUCCGACGACUUAAAAACUGUCCAAAUAUGUCACCAUUCUGCAUGAAAAUCGAAAUAAUUUGUAGAGUUUAUGGAAUCAACUAUGAGGUUAUUGAAAACGCGAAGCUUCGUUCCAGAAACGGCACACUGCCAUUCAUUGAGCUCAACGGGGAACAUAUUUCGGAUUCUGACUUGAUUGAAAUUCGAUUGAGACAACAUUUCAAGAUUCCGGACUUCAAUCCCUAUAUCAUUCCACUCGCAAUCCCAUUCAUGAAACAGACAAUUGGAGGACAAAUCUAUAAAAACUCCACAUCAGCAAUUGGAGAUUUUGAGCCAGAAGAGCUUGACGAGCUGCUUCAUAGAGAUUUGAAAGUUUUCGAAACGGUUCUUGAAGAUAAGAAAUUCUUAUUUGGAGAUCAAAUCACUCCCGUGGAUGCUGCAUUUUUCAGUCAACUGGCCGCUGUCUAUUAUCCAUUCCACACUCAUAUCACGGAGGUCCUAGAAAAGGAUUUCCCAAAGAUUCUCGAGUUUUGUGAAAGAGUCAAAAGCCAAGUUUAUCCAAAUGAUUUCUGUGUUUAA